Papilio machaon (common yellow swallowtail) is the source of this 969-nucleotide messenger RNA. Its product is annotated as collagenase. NCBI's taxonomy places the organism in Eukaryota, Metazoa, Arthropoda, Insecta, Lepidoptera, Papilionidae. The record is from RefSeq and is a predicted model, not a curated record. Gene Ontology annotation, biological process: proteolysis. Gene Ontology annotation, molecular function: serine-type endopeptidase activity. The transcript has 5 exons. The coding region runs from base 21 to 902 and encodes 293 amino acids.
UUGUGUUGGAAAGUCCAAAGAUGGGUCCCCUACUGUUCGCUCUGUGUUUGUUGGGUGGUGCUGCUGCAAGACAGCCGGUGGCACUCCCAUGGGACAACUAUCAUGAAUCCGUCGGAAUUCCUCUUGCCUCGAGGAUUAAAGAAACCGAGGAUGCUUGGAUGUCGGGGGACUCCGUUGGAUCCAGGAUCGUAGGAGGUGCAGCUGCACCUGUUAAUGGUUUUCCAUAUCUGGCUGGAUUACUGAUCACAUUCUGGAACCACGCGGGCACCUCAGCAUGUGGAGCCUCCCUGCUCUCCUCCAACCGGUUGGUGACAGCUGCCCACUGCUGGUUCCACUCACUGCAAGCCAACCAGUUCACAGUAGUCCUUGGCUCCCAGUACCUCUUCUACGGAGGCACCAGAGUUACCACAACUAACGUAAUCAUGCACCCACAAUACGUACCGAGAACUCUCCUUAACGAUGUUGCCAUGAUCUUACUACCAACUAAUGUGUUUUUAUCUAACAGUAUCCAGCCGAUCGCGUUGCCCGACAGCAACGAAUUAUGGAACCAGUUUAAUGGGCAGUGGGCCGUCGCCGCGGGUUACGGCAAGACCAAUGAUCAGCAAGCGGGUGUAUCAGUGAACUCGUUCGUGAGCCACGUGACCCUGCAGGUGAUCACUGUGUGGCAGUGCCAGUCUGUGUUCGGCAGCACCGCUCAGCCCAGCAACAUCUGCACCAGCGGCGCCGGCGGUGUCGGCAUCUGCGGCGGCGACUCCGGCGGUCCGCUCGUUGUUAACCACAACGGACGAGAUAUAUUGAUCGGUAUCAGUUCGUUCGUGGCCAGCAAUGGCUGCCAGCUCGGCUUCCCAUCCGGCUUCGCUCGCGUCACCAGCUUCUACAACUUCAUCAUGCAGUACAUGUAAAUUACAAUAUUAAAACACGUGCUAACGUGAAGGCAAACGAACUGUAUUUUAUUUAUUUAUCUCAUUA